UGGGAAGGGGACGGGACGCGGCGGGGAGGGGUCGGGAGGCAGCAUGGAGGAGGCGGCUCGCUCCGGGCUCACCCGCUGCUGCUUCUGCCGCCGCCGCUGCCGCUGCUGCCGGCCCUGAGCCUGCCCGGGCUGUGCUGGGCGGGCGCCGCGGCGCCCCCUGACGGCCGUGUGCAAUGACGGGGGCCCCCGGGAGGCCCCAGUGAGAAGCCCGGGCCCCGGGCCGCUCCGGGCAUGGACGAGUGGAAGCCCGGCCCCUCGGGGAAACCCUUCGGGGCCAGGAAGAAGCGGGGCUGGUACCUGGCCUGGAAGUACAGGCUGACGAACCAGCGCCUCGUGCGGCGCCUCUGCCAGACAGGGGCCGUGCUGUUUCUGCUGGUGACGGUCCUUGUCAAUAUCAAACUGAUCCUGGACACUCGUCGAGGGGUCAGCGAGGAGGGCGAGGACCUGGAGUCAGAACAGGAUUAUGAAGAUACCCUGCAGCACCAGAAGCCUCCAAGGCGGGGUGCUGCCGGCCCCCAUAGGGUGCUGGAUGUUGAGGUCUACUCCAGCCGGAGCAAAGUAUACGUGGCUGUGGAUGGCACUACGGUGAGUGGGGUCCUGGAAGAUGAGGCUCGGGAGCAGGGACGAGGCAUCCAUGUCAUUGUUCUCAACCAGGCCACGGGCCAUGUGAUGGCAAAGCGGGUGUUUGACACGUACUCCCCCCAUGAAGAUGAGGCCAUGGUUCUCUUCCUCAACAUGGUGGCCCCCGGCCGGUUGAUCAUCUGUACUGUCAAGGAUGAGGGCUCAUUCCACCUCAAGGAUACGGCCAAGGCCCUCCUUCGGAGCCUGGGCAGCCAAGCAGGGCCAGUGCUAGGCUGGCGGGACACAUGGGCCUUCGUUGGCCGGAAGGGAGGUGCUGUCCUUGGUGAGAAACACUCCAAGUCACCUACUUUGUCUUCGUGGGGGGAGCCCAUCUUGCUAAAGACGGAUGUCCCACUGAGCUCGGCUGAAGAGGCAGAGUGUCACUGGGCAGACACUGAGCUGAACCGUCGUAGAAAACGCUUCUGCAGCAAAGUGGAGGGUUAUGGGAGUGUGUGCAGCUGUGGGGACCCUACCCCCAUUGAGUUCAACCCUGACCCGCUUCCCAACAGCAAGGUUGCUGAUGUGCCUGUGGCAGUCAUUGCAGGGAACCGGCCUAACUACCUGUACAGGAUGCUGCGAUCUCUCCUCUCUGCUCAGGGUGUGAACCCUCACAUGAUCACGGUCUUCAUUGAUGGCUACUAUGAGGAGCCCAUGGAUGUGGUCGCCCUGUUCGGUUUGAAGGGGAUCCAGCACACGCCCAUCAGCAUCAAGAAUGCCCGAGUGUCCCAGCACUACAAGGCCAGCCUCACCGCCACCUUCAACCUCCACCCUGAAGCAAAGUUUGCUGUGGUGCUUGAAGAAGACUUGGACAUUGCCAUUGACUUCUUCAGCUUCCUCAGUCAGUCCAUCCACCUGCUAGAGGAAGAUGAGUCCGUCUACUGUAUCUCUGCCUGGAAUGAUCAGGGCUACGAGCACACAGCCGAAGACCCAGCUCUGCUUUAUCGAGUGGAGACCAUGCCUGGCCUGGGCUGGGUGCUCAGGAAAUCCUUAUAUAAGGAUGAGCUAGAGCCUCGCUGGCCCACGCCGGAGAAGCUCUGGGACUGGGACAUGUGGAUGCGGAUGCCCGAGCAGCGCCGAGGCCGCGAGUGCAUCAUCCCUGAUGUUUCCCGUUCCUAUCACUUUGGCAUCGUGGGCCUCAACAUGAAUGGCUAUUUCCACGAGGCCUACUUUAAGAAGCACAAAUUCAAUACCGUCCCCAGCGUCCAGCUCUGGAAUGUGGACAGCCUGAAGAAGGAUGCUUAUGAGGUAGAGGUCCUUCGCCUACUCAGUGAGGCUGAGGUCCUAGACCACAGCAAGGACCCAUGUGACGACUCAUUCGUGCCAGAUACCGAGGGCCGCACAUAUGUGACCUUCAUCCGCAUGGAACAGGAUAAUGACUUUGCUACAUGGACCCAGCUUGCCAAGUGCCUGCACAUCUGGGACCUGGAUGUCCGAGGCAACCACCGGGGCCUAUGGAGACUCUUUCGGAAGAAGAAUCACUUCCUGGUGGUCGGCGUCCCGGCCUCCCCGUACUCGGUGAAGAAGCCACCAUCGGUGACCCCCAUCUUCCUGGAGCCACCAGCAAAAGAGGAGGGUGGGGGGCCUGGAGGAGCCAUGGAGCAGACAUGAGGGGGCUGCCUGCCAGUUUGGGCCCAGGGAAGCCCCCCAGUGCUCACCCUCCUGACAGCUGGAACCACAUCUGCUUUUAACCCAAGACUGUUUACUAACUGCCCAGGGAGAGGGGAAGGGAAGAGAUGCCCCCCCAGUCCUGGCCCCAAGCCCCACCCCAGCUGGGGUUUGGGGGGGGUGUUAUUUAUUUACUUCCUGGGAGUUCUCCAAGGAGGAGGCUCGGGGGGCUAAGAUGACAUGGAGCUGUGGAGACUUCCUUCCACCGCUGUGCCCUCCCAUUGGGCCAUGGGAUCUGAGCCAGGGCUAGGCCUUAUGGGAGGUGUGUGGGGUGCAGAGUCUAACUUAUUUAUUGAAUGUC
This is a messenger RNA of Phascolarctos cinereus (koala), 2587 nucleotides long. RefSeq names its product protein O-linked mannose N-acetylglucosaminyltransferase 1 (beta 1,2-) (gene POMGNT1). Gene Ontology annotation, cellular component: Golgi membrane. Gene Ontology annotation, biological process: protein O-linked glycosylation via N-acetylgalactosamine. Lineage: Eukaryota; Metazoa; Chordata; Mammalia; Diprotodontia; Phascolarctidae. The record is from RefSeq and is a predicted model, not a curated record. Gene Ontology annotation, molecular function: beta-1,3-galactosyl-O-glycosyl-glycoprotein beta-1,3-N-acetylglucosaminyltransferase activity.